ACAAAACACAAAAAAAAAGAGACAAAACAAAACAAAAUAAGAAAUGUCGGUAGCACACGCAGACGACGCCGACGACUACAGCCGACCAACGGGAGAGACAUACCACGCGGAGAAAGCCUUACCGAGCGGAGACUUCUACACAGGCCAAUGGAGAGACAACCUCCCCCACGGGCACGGCAAAUACCUCUGGACCGACGGGUGUAUGUACGUCGGAGAAUGGCACCGCGGCAAAACCAUGGGGAAAGGCCGUUUCAGCUGGCCCAGCGGCGCCACCUACGAAGGCGACUUCAAGAACGGCUACAUGGACGGCAAAGGCACUUACAUCGACUCCUCCGGAGAUUUAUACCGAGGCUCGUGGGUGAUGAACCUGCGGCACGGCCAAGGCACGAAGAGCUAUGUCAACGGAGACUGCUACGACGGCGAGUGGAGGAGAGGGUUGCAAGACGGGCACGGGAGGUACCAGUGGAAGAACGAGAAUCAUUACAUAGGGCAGUGGAAGAACGGGAUGAUGAACGGUAACGGGACGAUGAUAUGGAGCAACGGGAACCGUUACGACGGUUCUUGGGAAGACUCUGCUCCUAAAGGGAAUGGUACUUUCCGUUGGUCGGAUGGGAGUUUUUACGUCGGAGUUUGGAGUAAAGAUCCUAAAGAACAGAACGGGACUUAUUACCCGUCGACGUCUACAGGGAACUUUGACUGGCAACCGCAACAAGUGUUCUACGUUGAUUUGAGUGAGUGUGUGGUUUGUACUUGUCAGAGGAUACCGGUUUUGCCGUCUCAGAAGAUGCCGGUUUGGUACGGUUCUUCUUCUGAGCAGAGUAGUAGUGGGAACAGGACUAAGAGCAGUGAGAGGCCGAGGAGGAGGUCUGUCGAUGGAAGAGUUAGUAAUGCUGAAAUGGAGUUGAGGAAUAAUGGUUCUGGUUAUCUUCAGGUAGAUGAUACGGAGAGUAACAGAUCACCGUUGGGGCCGUUGAGAAUACAACCUGCUAAGAAACAAGGACAGACUAUCUCCAAAGGACAUAAGAAUUAUGAUCUCAUGCUUAACUUGCAGCUUGGGAUUAGACAUUCUGUUGGAAGACCAGCACCGGCAACAUCGCUUGAUUUGAAGGCUUCUGCGUUUGAUCCAAAGGAAAAACUUUGGACGAAGUUUCCAUCUGAGGGAUCUAAAUACACUCCUCCACACCAGUCUUGUGAGUUCAAAUGGAAGGACUAUUGUCCUGUGGUUUUCAGGACUCUGCGGAAACUGUUUAAUGUGGAUGCAGCAGAUUAUAUGUUAUCGAUUUGUGGCAAUGAUGCUCUUAGGGAGCUAUCAUCUCCAGGGAAAAGUGGAAGUUUCUUCUACUUGACCAAUGAUGACCGCUACAUGAUCAAGACCAUGAAGAAGGCAGAAACAAAAGUUCUUAUAAGGAUGCUUCCGGCUUACUACAACCAUGUAAGGGCAUGUGAAAACACUCUAGUUACGAAGUUCUUCGGUCUUCACUGCGUGAAACUGACUGGCACUGCACAGAAAAAGGUUCGGUUUGUAAUCAUGGGGAAUCUAUUCUGUACUGGCCACUCCAUCCAUAGACGGUUUGACCUGAAAGGAUCAUCUCAUGGCCGUCUUACCACUAAACCAGAGUCUGAAAUAGAUCCAAAUACAACACUUAAAGAUCUUGAUCUAAAUUUCUUAUUCCGGUUGCAAAAGAACUGGUUCCAAGAAUUUUGCAGGCAAGUGGACAAAGACUGUGAAUUUCUUGAACAAGAGAGGAUCAUGGACUAUAGUCUCUUGGUUGGUCUUCACUUUCGAGAAUCUUCGUGCAAUAACUCUGCCACUCCUACUUCCGGAGCUAGAACCCCGACCGGAGACAAUCGUCCCUCUCGAGGAGAAAUGGACCGGUUUCUACUCGAUGCCAGCAAGUUAGCAUCGAUGCAACUAGGUAUAAACAUGCCUGCAAGAGUUGAAAGAACAGUGAGAAGAAGUGACGCUGAGAAUCAGCUUGUUGGGGAACCAACUGGUGAAUUUUACGACGUGAUUCUCUACUUUGGUGUUAUAGACAUUCUACAAGACUACGAUAUAAGCAAGAAGCUUGAACAUGCAUAUAAAUCAAUGCAGUAUGAUCCAACUUCGAUCUCAGCUGUUGAUCCAAAGCAAUACUCUCGACGUUUCAGGGAUUUCAUCUUCAGGAUCUUCGUUGAAGACACUUGAGAGAGUUUGAGACCAAUCCAUUCUAAUUAACUUGCACACACCCAAGGACCAAUGAACUUGAGGUUUACUUUUUGUUAGAAAUUCUAUUUUUCUAUAUAGAAAUAUCUGUAAAUUUUAAUAUUCGUUAUUUAACCAAGUAUUGUGAAAAUUAACUUUCUUCUUUGUAUUGCGUUUCUUUAAACGUGAAAGAAAGGAUGCGUAUAGAUGUUGAAUUGUAUUUCUUAUUAACUUUUAUCCCGUCCAAGUUUAUUGUCA
Messenger RNA from Brassica rapa (field mustard), 2440 nucleotides. RefSeq names its product phosphatidylinositol 4-phosphate 5-kinase 6. The record is from RefSeq and is a predicted model, not a curated record. Gene Ontology annotation, cellular component: plasma membrane. Gene Ontology annotation, molecular function: 1-phosphatidylinositol-4-phosphate 5-kinase activity; ATP binding. Lineage: Eukaryota; Viridiplantae; Streptophyta; Magnoliopsida; Brassicales; Brassicaceae. Gene Ontology annotation, biological process: phosphatidylinositol phosphate biosynthetic process.